Carassius auratus (goldfish) is the source of this 1524-nucleotide messenger RNA. Its product is annotated as cysteine-rich hydrophobic domain-containing protein 2-like. NCBI's taxonomy places the organism in Eukaryota, Metazoa, Chordata, Actinopteri, Cypriniformes, Cyprinidae. The record is from RefSeq and is a predicted model, not a curated record. The transcript has 6 exons. Bases 30 to 551 code for a protein of 173 amino acids.
GACGUCAUCGGCGCUGUACCGGAGACGUCAUGAGCGUCCUACUGCCCAACAUGGCGGACUUUGAUACCAUUUAUGAGUUAGAAGAAGAAGAUGAGAGAAUUGUGAGUGAAGAACAUCUCGCCAGACACUGUCCCGAGCCUGUGGUCAUGCGUGGGGCUGGUCACAUCACCGUGUUUGGACUAAACAACAAAUUUGACUCCGAGUUUCCUUCUGUUCUCACAGGAAAGCUUGCUCCAGAGGAGUUCAAGACGAGCAUCAAUCGAGUAAACGCUUGCUUGAGGAAGAACCUACCGGUUAAUGUGAAAUGGCUGCUCUGCGGCUGCCUGUGCUGUUGCUGUACGGUGGGCUUCAGUCUGUGGCCUGUCAUAUGUCUCAACAAGAGAACGCGAAGAUCCAUCCAGAAAUUGUUAGAAUGGGAAAACAACAGAUUGUAUCAUAAGCUCGGGCUGCACUGGAAACUCAGCAAGAGAAAAUGUGAGAGCAACAACAUGAUGGAAUAUGUUAUUCUUAUAGAGUUCUUACCAAAAUAUCCUAUAUUCAGACCUGACUAAAGGACUUCUGCUGGAUCCUCGUGGAAGGCCCUUCAUUCCUCUCCUUAGUGCCUUGUAUAUAUGUCGGAUCGAGGGUCUUCACUGGGUUUCUACAAGACCCUUCUCCCAGUACCUUGUACAGUAGAAUUCGCAACACUGUCACUUUGCUUUAGAGCAGAUUUUGCACAUUUCCUAAUGUAGUAGAAGCACUCCUGUGUUGCACUCAGAUGUUUUAUUACAUAUAAUCAGAGAUGGCGAAAAAAUGCAAACUCGGAUACGGUUUAAAAAGUGCAUUUACCCCAAAGAGCCAUCAAGUCCUCCCCACGUACUCUAUUAUGGUAUUAUUAUGAACAAGGCACCUUAUGGUGUGAAUUUGCCUUAUGUUAAAGGACAAGGUUUUUUAAAUCGGGAGUGUAAGUGCAGGAGUCAGAAGUGUGUCUUGUUUUAAUGUUUUCAGAGUGCGAUGACUAGCGUUGGGGCUUUUGAAGCUAGCAGAGGAACAGUCAGCACCGUGAUCUGGCACUUCUGCGAUUGUCUACUACACGGGGAAGUCAACAAACUGACUUGUAAAUAUCAUGGACAGGAUGUACAGUGCGGUAUAACAUGUUUACAUAAUGUAAUUUAGCUGGUUAUUAGUUUUUCGCCAAGAUAUUAUUGUAGCAUAGUUUGUUUACAAGCCGCGUCUCUGUAACUUUCCAGUUUAUAUGGACCUGUUUACCCAGUAAGCCAUGAAAUGUACAUACAUGAUGCCACCCGAGUUAGGGCUGAAAAUUGCACAUGAGGACAAGCUGAUUGUCCUGGAGGCUUUUGACAUUGUUUUACAAUGUCAUUAGUAGUGUGUUUAAAAAUGAUAAUGUAUGCCAAUCAAGCAAAAUUUGUAACCAAGAGUAAUGUGUCAUUCAGUUUUGCACCAAGUGAUAUUUACCUAUUCAAGGUUUUGUUGGAAUAUACUUUGUACCUUAUUUUUGUUCUUUAAAUACAGCUUCAUCAUGGA